AACUUUUUCAGUCAGACCCUGGGCUCAGUGGCCUCCCUGUCUCUCCUUUCCUUUCUUCUUUCUCGGCCGGACCUUGGACAGGAAUCUGUGCAGUGCAGUGGUAAAGCGUGGCUGCCCCAGCGACCCGACUCAUGUGAGUUCUGCCCAGGGGAAGAGGCCAGACCAUGGGGGAUGUGACGCUGGCUGCCUCGACACACGUUUCUAAAACCUCCCUCAGUGUGGAUCACUCGAGAGUCGGCUCCAUGCCCCUGACUGCGGCCCCUGCUUUCAUUUUGCCCCCUCGGAACCUCUGCAUCAAAGAAGGAGCCACCGCCAAGUUUGAAGGGAGGGUCCGGGGUUACCCAGAGCCCCAAGUGACGUGGCACAGAAACGGGCAACCCAUCACCAGUGGGGGCCGCUUCCUGCUGGAUUGUGGUAUCCGGGGGAGUUUCAGCCUUGUGAUUCAUGCUGUUCGUGACGAGGACAAGGGGAAGUAUACCUGUGAAGCCACCAAUGGUAGCGGUGCCCGCCAGGUGACAGUGGAGUUGACGGUAGAAGGGGGCUUUGUGAAGAAGCAUGGUCAGCCUGUUGUUUCCAAAACCUCGGGGGACAGAUUCGCAUCCUCCACAGUGGAGACCCGUCCUAGCAUCUGGGGAGAGUGCCCUCCAAAGUUUGCUACCAAGCUAGGCCGAGCGGUGGUCAAAGAAGGACAGAUGGGACGAUUUUCCUGCAAGGUCACUGGCCGGCCCCAGCCACAGGUCACCUGGCUCAAGGGAGAUGUUCCCCUGCAGCCAAGUGCCCGUGUGUCUAUGUCUGAGAAGAAUGGCAUGCAAGUUCUGGAAAUCCAUGAGGUCAGCCAGGAUGACUUGGGAGUGUACACAUGCAUGGUGGUGAAUGGAUCCGGGAAAGCCUCCAUGUCAGCUGAGCUUUCCAUCCAAGGUUUGGACAAUGCCAACAGGUCAUUUGUGAGGGGAACAAAGGCAGCCAGUUCAGAUAUCAGGAAGGAAGUGACCAACGGAAUCACGCAGGGGCCAAAACUGAACAGCCUGGAGACUGCAGCUGGCAGCAAGAACUGCUCCAGCACCCAGAGAGGUGGCACAAGUAGCCAAUCUCAGCCCCUGGGGGAAUCCAAGCUGGAGCCAUCUGGGGACUCACCUCGAAAGGCCCUGAGGGCCCCCAUCCUGCAGAAGACUUCCAGCACCAUCACCCUGCAGACCAUGAAAGUCCAGCCAGAACCAAGAGCACCGGCCGUGGGGCCCCUCUCUCCUUCCAGAGAAGAGAGGGAAAGGCCAGCUGGUCCCCCUCCAGCCACGCUCCCCACCAGGCAGUCUGGCAUGGGAAGCCAAGAAGUUGUGAGCAGGGUUGCCACCAGGAAAAUCCCUAUGGAGAGCCGGAGGGAUUCAACAUUCCCCAAAUUUGAGAGCAAGCCCCAGAGCCAGGAAGUCCGUGAAGAUCAAACAGUCAAGUUCAGAUGUGAGGUUUCAGGGAUCCCGAAGCCCCAAGUGACCUGGUUCCUGGAAGGUGCCCCUAUGAGGAGACGAGAAGGCACCAUUGAGAUUUAUGAAGAUGGUGGGUCUCAUUACCUCUGCCUGCUGAGAGCCCGGGCAAGGGACAGCGGGAACUACAGCUGCACAGCCUCCAAUGUCCGAGGCCAGGUGUCCUGUGGCUGGACCCUCCUGGUGAAAAGGCUGGCCGUGGUGGAGGUGGCCCCCUCUUUCUCCAGUGUCCUGAGGGACUGCACCAUCAUUGAGGGCCAGGACUUUGUGCUGCAGUGCUCGGUGAAGGGAACCCCAGUGCCCCGAAUCACCUGGCUGCUCAAUGAGCAGCCCAUCCAGUAUGCUCACUCCACCUGCGAGGCGGGGGUGGCUGAGCUCCACAUCCAGGACGCCCUGCCGGAGGACGAUGGCACCUACACCUGUGUGGCCGAGAACACCUUGGGACGGGCGUCCUGCAGUGCCCGGGUCACUGUCCACGAAAAGAAAAGUGACGGGAAGAGCGAGUACCUCCUGCCCGUGGCUCCCGGCAAGCCCGUCGCACCCCUCUUUCUGCAGGGCCUCUCUGAUCUCCAAGUCAUGGACGGAAGCCAGGUCACCAUGACAGUCCAGGUGUCAGGGCACCCACCCCCUGAGGUCAUCUGGCUUCACAACGGGAAUGAGAUCCAGGAGUCGGAGGAUUUCCAUUUUGAACAGAGAGGCGCUCGGCACAGCCUUUGUAUCCAGGAGGUGUUCCCCGAGGAUACGGGUACCUACACCUGUGAAGCCUGGAACAGCGCCGGAGAGGUCCGCACCCAGGCCGUGCUCACGGUGCAAGAGCCUCAGGAUGGCACGCAGCCCUGGUUCAUCAGCAAGCCUCGCUCGGUGACAGCCUCCCUGGGCCAGAGUGUCCUCAUCUCCUGUGCCAUAGCUGGCGACCCCUUUCCCACCGUGCACUGGCUCCGAGACGGCAAAGCUCUCUCCAACGACACCAGCCACUUUGAGGUGCUUCAGAACGAGGACGUGUUCACCCUGGUUCUAAAGAAUGUGCAGCCCUGGCACGCCGGCCAGUAUGAGAUCCUGCUCAAGAACCGGGUUGGCGAAUGCAGUUGCCAGGUGUCGCUGAUGCUACAGAGCAGCCCUGCCCGAGCUCCUCUGCGGGGGAGGGAGCCUGCCAGCUGUGAGGGCCUCUGCAGCGGUGGUGCUGAUGGUGGUGGUGGUGACUGCUAUGGGACCCUGAGGCCCGGCUGGCCAGCAAGAGAACAGGCUUGGCAAGAGGAGGAAGACGGUGAGGGCGUGAGGGGAGUGCUGAAGAGGCGCGUGGAGACGCGGCAGCACACGGAGGAGGCCAUCCGCCAGCAGGAGGUGGAGCAGCUGGACUUUCGUGACCUCCUGGGGAAGAAGGUGAGUACCAAGACCGUGUCAGAAGAAGACCUGAAGGAGAUCCCGGCUGAGCAGAUGGAUUUCCGCGCCAACCUGCAACGGCAAGUGAAGCCAAAGACUGUGUCCGAGGAGGAGAGGAAGGUACAUAGCCCCCAGCAGGUCGACUUCCGCUCUGUCUUGGCCAAGAAGGGGACUCCCAAGACCCCGGUGCCUGAGAAGGUACCACCUCCAAAACCUGCCACCCCGGAUUUUCGCUCGGUGCUGGGCAGCAAGAAAAAAGUACCAGCAGAGAAUGGUAGCAACAGUGCUGAGGGCUUGAAUGCCAAGGUAACAGAAAGUCCCAAGGCUGUGGGCAAUGCCCAGCCUUCAGGGUCUCUGAAGUCCGUGGGCAAUGCCAAGCCUGCUGAGACCCCAAAACCCUUGGAUAACGCCAAACCUGCCGACAGUCUGAAACCCGUGGGCAAUGCCAAACCUGCCGAGACCCCAAAACCCUUGGGCAACGCCAAACCUGCCGAGACCCCAAAACCCUUGGGCAACGCCAAACCUGCCGAGACCCCAAAACCCUUGGGCAACGCCAAACCUGCCGAGACCCCAAAACCCUUGGGCAACGCCAAACCUGCCGAGACCCCAAAACCUUUGGGCAACGCCAAGCCUGCCGAGACCCCAAAACCCUUGGGCAACGCCAAGCCAGCUGAGAUCCAAAAAACAGCGGGGAAAGAAGAACUCAAGAAGGAAGUUAAGAAUGACGUGAACUCUAAGAGGGGGCAUUCAGGGGACACAGAUAAGGAAAAAAGAUCAGAGAGCCUAGGGACAGCCCCAGCCUUCAAGGAGAAGCUACGCGACGUCCAUGUGUCGGAGGGUGAGAAACUGCUACUCCAGUGCCAGGUGUCCUCUGACCCCCCGGCCACCAUCACCUGGACGCUGAACGGAAAGACACUCAAGACCACCAAGUUCAUCAUCCUCUCCCAAGAAGGCUCACUGUGCUCCGUCUCCAUCGAGAAGGCCCUGCCAGAGGACAGAGGCUCAUACAAGUGUGUAGCCAAGAACAGCGCUGGCCAGGCUGAGUGCUCCUGCCAGGUCACUGUGGACGAUGCUCCCGCCAGCGAGAAUGCCAAGGCCCCAGAGAUGAAAGCCCGGAGGCCCAAGAGCUCUCUCCCUCCGAUGCUAGGAACAGAGAGUGAUGCAACUGUGAAAAAGAAACCUGCACCCAAGACACCUCUGAAGGCAGCCAUGCCCCCGCAGAUCGUCCAGUUUCCUGAGGACCAAAAGGUGCGUGCAGGAGAGUCUGUGGAGCUGUUUGGUAAAGUGGCCGGCACCCAGCCCAUCACCUGCACCUGGAUGAAGUUCCGAAAGCAGAUCCAGGAGAGCGAGCACAUCAAGCUGGAAAACAGCGAGAGCGGCAGCAAGCUCACCAUCCUGGCGGCCCGCCAGGAGCACUGUGGCUGUUACACCCUGCUGGUGGAGAACAAGCUGGGCAGCAGGCAGGCCCAGGUCAACCUCACUGUGGUCGACAAGCCAGACCCCCCCGCCGGCACGCCUUGUGCCUCUGACAUCCGGACCUCUUCCCUCACCCUGUCCUGGUAUGGUUCCUCAUAUGAUGGGGGCAGUGCUGUCCAGUCCUACAGUGUGGAGAUCUGGGAUUCGGUGGACACGACGUGGAAGGAACUAGCCACAUGCCGCAGCACUUCAUUUAACGUUCAAGACCUACUGCCUGACCGAGAGUAUAAAUUCCGUGUGCGUGCCAUCAACGUGUACGGAACCAGUGAGCCGAGCCAGGAGUCUGAACUCACUGCAGUGGGAGAGAAACCUGAGGAGCCUAAGGAUGAAGUGGAGGUGUCAGAUGACGAUGAGAAGGAGCCUGAGGUUGAUUACCGGACGGUGACAGUCAAUACCGAACAAAAAGUGUCUGACUUCUACGACAUUGAAGAGAGACUAGGAUCUGGAAAAUUUGGACAGGUCUUUCGACUUGUAGAAAAGAAAACUAGAAAAAUCUGGGCAGGGAAAUUCUUCAAGGCAUAUUCGGCAAAAGAGAAAGAGGCCAUCCGGCAGGAGAUCAGCAUCAUGAACUGCCUUCACCACCCCAAGCUGGUGCAGUGUGUGGAUGCCUUCGAAGAAAAGGCCAACAUCGUCAUGGUCCUGGAGAUAGUGUCGGGGGGUGAGCUGUUUGAGCGCAUCAUCGACGAGGACUUUGAGCUGACGGAACGGGAGUGCAUCCAGUACAUGAAGCAGAUCUCAGAGGGGGUGGAGUACAUCCACAAACAGGGCAUCGUCCACCUGGACCUCAAGCCCGAGAACAUCAUGUGUGUCAACAAGACGGGCACCAGGAUCAAGCUCAUCGACUUCGGGCUGGCCAGAAGGCUGGAGAAUGCAGGGUCUCUGAAGGUCCUCUUUGGCACCCCGGAGUUUGUGGCACCCGAAGUGAUCAACUAUGAGCCCAUUGGCUAUGCCACGGACAUGUGGAGCAUCGGGGUCAUCUGCUACAUCCUGGUCAGUGGACUUUCCCCCUUCAUGGGUGACAAUGACAACGAAACCUUAGCCAACGUUACCUCAGCUACCUGGGACUUCGACGACGAGGCGUUCGAUGAGAUCUCCGACGAUGCCAAGGAUUUUAUCAGCAGCUUGCUAAAGAAAGACAUGAAAAACCGCCUGAACUGCACCCAGUGCCUUCAGCAUCCAUGGCUAAUGAAAGACACCAAGAACAUGGAGGCCAAGAAGCUCUCCAAGGACCGGAUGAAGAAGUACAUGGCAAGAAGGAAAUGGCAGAAAACGGGCAAUGCUGUGAGAGCCAUUGGAAGACUGUCCUCUAUGGCAAUGAUCUCAGGGCUCAGUGGCAGGAAAUCCUCAACAGGGUCACCAACCAGCCCGCUCAAUGCAGAAAAACUAGAAUCUGAAGGAGAUGUCUCCCAAGCUUUCCUGGAGGCUGUUGCCGAGGAAAAGCCACAUGUGAAACCGUAUUUCUCUAAGACCAUUCGUGAUUUAGAAGUUGUGGAAGGAAGUGCUGCUAGAUUUGACUGCAAGAUCGAAGGAUACCCAGACCCCGAGGUCGUCUGGUUCAAGGACGACCAGUCGAUCAGGGAGUCCCGCCACUUCCAGAUAGACUACGAUGAGGAUGGGAACUGCUCUUUAAUCAUUAGCGAUGUUUGCGGGGAUGACGACGCCAAGUACACCUGCAAGGCUGUCAACAGUCUUGGAGAAGCCACCUGCACAGCGGAGCUCAUUGUGGAAACCAUGGAGGAAGGAGAAGGAGAAGGGGAAGAGGAGGAAGAGGAAGAGUGAAACAAAGCCAGAGAGAAGCAGUUUCUAAGUCAUAUUACAAAGACAAUUUCUCCAAAACUCAAAAAAUCCAAGAUAGUAAAAGCACCUAGUGUGGUAGAUGAUUUAGUUAGGUCACGUGGGGGUCGGUUCUUCAGCAACGGCAGUUGAUACCCAGCAGCGUCAUUGAUGGGCAUUAAUUUGAGUUGGCUGGUACGUAAGAUACUAGUUCACCUAGAUGUCAUUUUGGGAAAUCACCAAUCACUUGCCUGAGCAGUUGAUUUUAGAGAGAAAAUAAUCCAAAGUCACGAAUUCCCCAACUGAAAGCAGUCAUCAAAAAUAAGGCCCUGCAGCCACAGCCCAGCCCAGAGCGUCCCUGGCGAUGGAGCUCUCCCCUUGCCAGCUCCUAACUCUGGGAACAGGGUCUUCUCCAGUACUGCAGCCCUUCAUUCGGAAAGCAGUCGAGCCAUUUUAACUUACGAGGCACAUUUUAUUCCAAAGUGUACUGUAGACAUUCAGACUUUUCAUUUCCCCCUUUCUACCUGCCAGUUUUUCUGGAAGUGAAUCUGCCAUGAGUUUAAGCACUAAGAACAUUACUUCUUAGAUUCUGAAGACAGGUCCCCCGCUCAUGGAUGGCUGCCUUCCCUAGGAAAACAGAAUCUCCUUUCUUCCCAAAUCCAUAGGAAAUCUAAACUUAUCCCCUCUUUGCAGAUGUCUAGCAGCUUCAGACAUUUUUACAAGAACCCGUGAAAAGAAAUCCUUGUUAAUGUGCUUUUCUUCUGAAACCAGGAUUCAUAUUUGUGCUGUUAUCGAUCAGCUUUGCAUGUGUGGUAAAGAUUUUUCUGUUUGAAUGUAUGAAAAACCAGUUUGGUUAAAAGUUACCCUUAUUUAUUGGCCACUAUGAAACAGAUUGCAACUGAUGACGAGCUGUAGAACUCUACAUACUUUGGAGUCUCCUUCAGUUUAAUACACCUUCCUUGUAAACACUCUCCAGAGAGCGCUCCCUACAUUUCGGGUUCCACAAUGGUUUUUUUCUUGAAUGUGCAGCAAUCAUGCCUUGCCCCCAACCUAUAUUCUUAGACCUGAAAAUACACUCAGACUUGCAUCUUUAGAAAUUGUUAACUUUCUUUCACUACAUUGGCACUUAAAAUUUUCUUUAUAAAACUUUUUGGAGGUCAUAAACAAAGACCAUAAACUAAUAUGCCUAAUACAUUUCCUGUGCGUGUGUGUAUAACAUUCCAGAUACUUUCUUCUUUUCCACUGUUUGUAAAAUGCCGCAAUUUAAUAUUUCAAGGGACUUUCUAAUAGUUCCUUUAGAACCAAUUUUAAAUUACUUCAGUGCAAUCCUACACAUUAUCAACAUUAGAAUUUUGAUAUUGCUUAGUCUUAUGUUAUCGUCCAUUCUAUCUUACCUGCUUUUUGCUGCUAGUUUCCAAUUGCCAGUAUUGUUUUGCUUUUAAACAGUUACAAUAUUUUUCAUGAUAGCCACUGUAUUGCCACAGUUUAUUAUACCAAAGGGUGUUUAAUUUGAUUUAGAGCAUUCAAAGCUUUUUUUCAUCACUUUUAAUUGUGUUAGACUAUAAUCUGUGUGUGCGUGUAUGUUGUAUGUGUGUGCGCAUGUGUGGUGUGUACGUUUGUUUACAGGUUUUCAAUGCCUUCCUGAAAUUGUGUUAAUGUUCUCCCAGUUUAUUAUGCCAUCAGAAUGGUACAUGAGAACACUACAACUGUAGUUAGCUCACAAUUUUUAAAUAAAGGAUACCACAGUGCAUGCUUUUUGUUCA
Molecule: messenger RNA, 7867 nt
Organism: Rhinolophus ferrumequinum (greater horseshoe bat)
Lineage: Eukaryota; Metazoa; Chordata; Mammalia; Chiroptera; Rhinolophidae
Gene: MYLK
Product: myosin light chain kinase
Exons: 32
Coding region: 165-6110 (1981 amino acids)
Biological process (GO): protein phosphorylation
Molecular function (GO): protein kinase activity; ATP binding; protein binding
Source: RefSeq, a predicted model, not a curated record